UGUCCUUUUUUUUGUUUUUGUUUUUCUUCUUUUUUUUUCCACUUCUUUGAUUAUUGUUUAUAUUUGGGAAAGCUGGAGGAGCAUGGUUUUGAGCCUUUUCCUGAAUCCAAGUUUUUCUAGCAUGCGAUGGUUCUGUAGACAAGGCGCUGUGUCUGGGAGUCCGCGGCGACCGUGCCCGCUGGGAGCGACUCCCAAGUCCAGCAAAAUAUGCAACUGGUUUUAUGGAAAAAGCGAUGUGAAGUAUGGUGCCUAUUUUUUUCCUUUGUAAAAAUAAAAAGCAUGUUUCUAACUCUUUUUUUUUGCAUACUCUUUUUUCUGAUAAGAUUUUUGUAUAGGUGGGAUUUUACGGCAGUGUUUACAAGUUUGUGGUUUUGCAAUACUGGUACAAACCACUGAGCAAAAAACAUUAAUUUUCUAUCUUUUUGUGCCGUUUUUGGAAGCCGGUGAGAACAAAUUCGUUUUUUCCCUCCUGUUUUUGACACCCAUUGAUAACAUGAAACUUUUCUUGCAGCUGGUUACUGGGAUAAUUUUUAAGCAAAAUACUUUUUUCCUCCUUUAUAUUAACUGUGACUUUUGCACAUUUGAAUUUUUUUUAAAAACCGAGAUAAUUUUAUGAUAGAUAUCCUCAUAUCUAUAUAUUAUCCCUUCUUCCUCCCCUACCCCUCCCCGUAAAUCAAUUUUCAAAUGAUGGCAGUGGAAGGUUUUUCUGGAAAAAAAAAUGAAGUGCGGUUUGGUUUCCUUGUCAACGGAGGAUGAAGUGAACAGCUGAGCAGCUCGCAGAGAGCAGGAUUAAAACAAGGUGAGCCAACCAUGACUGGCAAAACACAGACCAGCAAUGUCACCAAUAAGAAUGACCCCAAGUCCAUCAACUCCCGUGUUUUCAUCGGCAAUCUAAAUACAGCCAUUGUCAAGAAAGUUGACAUUGAAGCCAUUUUCUCAAAGUAUGGAAAAAUAGUCGGAUGCUCAGUUCACAAAGGUUAUGCGUUUGUACAGUACAUGAGUGAGCGACAUGCAAGAGCUGCAGUGGCUGGAGAAAAUGCCAGGAUCAUAGCCGGCCAACCACUUGAUAUCAAUAUGGCAGGAGAACCCAAACCGUACAGACCAAAACCUGGAAACAAGAGGCCCCUUUCUGCACUGUAUAGACUUGAGUCAAAGGAGCCUUUCCUGUCUGUUGGCGGUUAUGUCUUUGACUAUGAUUACUACAGAGAAGAUUUCUACAAUCGGUUAUUCGACUACCACGGGCGUGUGCCUCCACCUCCGCGCACGGUGAUUCCGCUGAAGCGUCCCCGAGUGGCCGUCACUACGACGCGCAGGGGAAAAGGAGUCUUUUCCAUGAAAGGGGGGUCGAGAUCUACCGGCAGUGGGUCGUCUUCAUCAGGCUCUAAGUUGAAAUCAGAUGAGUUACAGACAAUCAAGAAAGAAUUAACCCAGAUCAAAACGAAAAUUGACUCCUUGCUAGGGCGCCUGGAGAAAAUUGAGAAGCAGCAGAAGGCGGAGGCAGAAGCUCAGAAGAAGCAAUUGGAAGAGAGUAUAGAGCUGAUCCAAGAUGAAUGUGUGUCAGAGAAUGCAGAUCACUCUACAGAGGAGCCUGCUGAAGGAGGGCCAGAUGCGGAUGGAGAAGAGAUGACUGAUGGGAUAGAGGAGGACUUCGAUGAAGAUGGGGGUCAUGAGCUGUUUCUACAGAUAAAGUGAUCUGAAGUAAUGAAUGAUGCCACAAAAGCAGAAAAGAGAAACUGUGACAACACCCAGAAAUGUGAAAGGAGGUUUCUUACUGGAUAGCAGCAUCUUUGGUUCAAUUUAUUAAAAAAAAAUACCCAAAUAAAUAAAAUGGACAGUAUUGUUCAAUUUUAGAAAUUCCAUUUCUUCUAUGUUCUAAGCUAUAUAAUUGUCAGGUUUUAUGGUUUAGAUUGUAAAUGUGUUUUCCCCUUUGUUAAUUAUGUUGUGUUUUUUUAAGUCUUAAAAGUCUUAAAAUGUGAAGGACAUUUAUGAACGGUAAGGGAGACACUGUAUACAAAUGUAUAUUUGUAAAAGCUAUUUUUAUGAUUAGCAUGUUUUACUGGUGAUCAUAUAUAAAGUCAGGUGAUAUUGCAAUUCUAUGUUUAAAGCUUAUUUCCAACAAUGUCAUGUAAGAAAAGAUACAUCGUAAGCUAGUUUUUAUAAUUUAUUUUUAAUUUAUAGUUUAAAGUACUUCAGAUCAUAAUGAUAAAAUACUUGAAAAUGUUAUAUUUCUGCCCUCCAUAAGCACCAUUUUUAUUAAUAAAGAAUGCAAAUAUUUCAGAUGUGAUUCCAUAGCUAAAGGACUCUGUUGCUUUGACCUGUGAUUAAAGUGAGCAUUCUCUACUCAACUGAAACAAUCCAAUUAUUACCCAAUACUUCAGUCUGGGUAGGAGAUCCCACAGACAGGUUUUAGUGCCAAUACAGGUGAAAACUAUAUUGGCAAGGAAAA
This is a messenger RNA of Zalophus californianus (California sea lion), 2446 nucleotides long. It is a transcript of the gene RALYL, whose product is annotated as RALY RNA binding protein like. The record is from RefSeq and is a predicted model, not a curated record. Gene Ontology annotation, cellular component: nucleus. The transcript is spliced from 9 exons. Lineage: Eukaryota; Metazoa; Chordata; Mammalia; Carnivora; Otariidae. Gene Ontology annotation, molecular function: RNA binding. The coding region runs from base 811 to 1692 and encodes 293 amino acids.